This is a messenger RNA of Archocentrus centrarchus (flier cichlid), 2610 nucleotides long. RefSeq names its product growth hormone releasing hormone receptor, like (gene ghrhrl). Lineage: Eukaryota; Metazoa; Chordata; Actinopteri; Cichliformes; Cichlidae. Gene Ontology annotation, biological process: cell surface receptor signaling pathway; adenylate cyclase-activating G protein-coupled receptor signaling pathway; positive regulation of cell population proliferation. Bases 57 to 1304 code for a protein of 415 amino acids. Gene Ontology annotation, cellular component: plasma membrane. Gene Ontology annotation, molecular function: vasoactive intestinal polypeptide receptor activity; growth factor binding; growth hormone-releasing hormone receptor activity. The record is from RefSeq and is a predicted model, not a curated record. The transcript is spliced from 13 exons.
CUGCUCGAGUGUGUCUCAGGAAAGCAGUUUGGACUCAGCGGAGAGUAACAGACGACAUGUACCUUUUCCACGUCCGAGGGCUUUUUCUCACUCUGUGUUUGGCUCCAGCUGUGUUAUCAAGUCUGCAUCCUGAAUGUGAAUACAUUUUUCAGCUGGAGAAAGAAGAGCGUCACUGCAUUCAGUACAUUGCAGAACAGGGGAACAGAAGCACAGAAGGUUGUUGGCCCUUCUGGGAUGCAGUCACCUGCUGGCCUCAUGCAGUUGUUGGAGAAACUGUACACAGAGCUUGUCCUGCUGUCUUCUCCCUCUUCAGAAAUAAUACAGGGUCGGUGAGCCGAAACUGCACAAGUGGAGGUUGGUCAAGGCCAUUCCCACCCUAUCAUGUUGCCUGUAAUGUGGAUGAUGACAUUCCUGAGACAGAGGAGUCUUACUUUGCCUCAGUGAAGCUCAUAUAUACCAUUGGCUACAGCAUCUCUCUAGUGGUGUUGGCUGUUGCCGUGUUGAUCCUGCUGCUCUUCAGGAAGCUCCGUUGUGCCAGGAACUUUAUUCACAUCCAGCUCUUUCUUACUUUCAUCCUGAAAGCUGUGGCCGUAUUUAUAAAGGAUGCUACUCUGUUCUCAAGUGAUGACACCAACCACUGCACCCUUUCCACAUUUGCCUGUAAAGCCUCAGUGGUCUUCUGUCACUACUGUGUAAUGGCAAACUUUUUUUGGCUCCUGGUGGAGGCACUUUACCUCAAUUCCCUGCUGCUCUCCUCUUUCUACCAUAGCCGCCGAUGCCUCUGGGGCUUCAGCUUGCUGGGAUGGGGUGUGCCAGUGAUCUUCAUAGUCCUGUGGAUUGGCUCCAGGGUGUAUUUUGAGGACACAGAAUGUUGGGAUAUCAAUGAGGACUCACCCUAUUGGUGGAUCAUCAAGGGGCCGAUUGUUGUCUCUAUAGCGGUCAAUUUUAUGCUCUUCAUGAAUAUCAUCAGAAUUCUAAUACAAAAGCUCAAUCCACGCCUGAUCCAGUUCAACAACUCCUCUCAGUACAGGCGCCUGACAAAAUCCACCCUCCUCCUCAUCCCUUUGUUUGGAACUCACUACAUGUUCUUCAAUUUUCUGCCUGACUACUUCAGUGUUAACUUGCGCCUUUGUAUUGAGCUCUGCAUGGGAUCCUUCCAGGGGCUUCUGGUAGCAAUUCUUUACUGCUUUCUAAAUCAAGAGGUCCAGAAAGAGGUCCACAUGCAGUGGCUGAGGUGGCAGGAAAGCAGUUAUGGGGUGGUGUCUCCUGCUCCGAAAGGCAGCCAGAUGGACACGCCCUUCUAGAACUCUGACGUGUUUUUUACUUCAUCCUGUUGGACCUUUGCUGAAUAUUUGCAAAGAAUUGAUUCUGCGCACAUCAUAAUUUCUAACGAGCUGUACGUAGCACACACAAUAACAGAGGUUGUCGACCAUGCAUCACCGAAGCCGGAGAGCCUGGAAGUAAUUUCGGACUGAUUCACUGACUGUUCUCCUUCAGUCAGAUUGAAUGUACUGAGGUGAACUAUCAAAGGGAGAAAAAUUCUGAAAUCCCUUGACAUUUUACACAUCCUACAAGCGAGCGUCUGUCAGUUUCUAUCUGCAUUUCCCAAAGGGCACUGUGACAACUGAAUUAGAAUUUAAAACAUCCUUGGAGGCAUCAAAGGUCAAAUUAAAGAAUAAUCAUUUUGCUUAGCCCAGCAAUUAUGUAACCAUCAAUUAGCAAGUAAAAUGUUUCAUUCUGUGUUGUUGUUGUUUUUUUUAACCAGCAAAACUGCACAUUAGCAUUUUAAAUGCUUAACUAAGACCUAGUAUAUUAAAAUCUGAUUUCAUCUGUUCUUAGCCUGCAGGACACUACGCAGACUUUUUCUUAUGACGCUGUAGCUUUAGUGCCAGGUGACACACAAAUGACUCACCUCUUUAAUCACUCAAAUUACAAUUAAAAUGUUUUAUUCUUAAUGGCUUUCAUAUUAUUCAUUGGUAUUAAAACAUUAUUGGGCACACAAGGGAGAAGUAUUGUACAAAUUUUGAUACUUUCUUCAGUCUUUUGCCUCUUUUAUGUAUUUACUCGGGCUGUUUUUCAUUUAAAAAUGGAAACCUGCACACUCAACCUUAAAUGGCAUGUUGUUGAAAUGCACUGUACUGCAGACUUUGAAGGUUAAAACUAAUGCAGCAUGUUGUGUUCUGUCAAGUUGUGUAGUCAACCAAAGUGAACAAAUGAUCUGCAGCUCCACUGCCAUCUGCUAUUCAGCACUGAAAUGGAAAAAAAAAAAAACAAGGAUUUAUUGUGUUAAUAGUUCCAAAAUGUUUUUGAUACAUCAUAUUCAACUUCACACGCUAAUGUAUUGUACAGUGCUUUCAGCUGCAUGAUAAAAGAAUAAUAAUAUUGCAUAAAUAAAAAUCAUUUUUACAUCUUGUUUGGUGGGAAAUAAUCUGAUAAAAUGUUUGUUUUUUCAGGUCUACACUGUGCGCAGUUUAUUUUACUCUGAAGUUUAUUUUAUGUAAAUGAAUCCUUAUUUAUAAAGUGAAUGUAAAAGCUUUUAGACUGUUCCUUGAUCAGUCUAACAGUUUUAACUGAGCCUCUUUCUUUGAUCUUUUAAAGCCUUGUACCAUG